Messenger RNA from Fundulus heteroclitus (mummichog), 1372 nucleotides. RefSeq names its product odorant receptor, family D, subfamily 108, member 1 (gene or108-1). The transcript has a single exon. Bases 84 to 1052 code for a protein of 322 amino acids. The record is from RefSeq and is a predicted model, not a curated record. Gene Ontology annotation, molecular function: olfactory receptor activity; G protein-coupled receptor activity. Gene Ontology annotation, cellular component: membrane. Gene Ontology annotation, biological process: G protein-coupled receptor signaling pathway. Lineage: Eukaryota; Metazoa; Chordata; Actinopteri; Cyprinodontiformes; Fundulidae.
GAAUUUCUUAUGAACCAUAUAUUUUCUGUUUUCAGGUAAAGGAGACUGAAACUAGAGCUCAUCUUUCAGAAUAGGCUGUAGUGAUGUCUUCUUUCAGAGCUAGUUCAAACAGCUCUGUCAUCAUUCACCCGCCAGGAUUCUACAUCAUUGGAUUUGAGUCAUUUCCCUUCAUAUCCGUGUACUUCAUCUUCCUAGCGUUUGUUUAUUUGUUGUCUCUUCUGUUCAACAGUCUGCUUAUCUAUAUAGUUGCCGUUAAUCACUGUUUGCACACCCCCAAAUUUUUGGCCAUCACCAACCUGGCAAUGAUCGAUUUAGUGCUUAACACCUGCACCAUUCCCAGCAUGAUAAAGGUUUUUCUUAUCAAGGAUAAUUUUAUUCCAUUUAACCUGUGUCUUGUUCAGAUGUUUGUGUAUUAUGCUUUUGCAACACUGGAGUCAUACGCACUCACUAUACUGGCCUAUGACAGGUUGAUUGCUAUAUGUUUCCCUUUCCGGCAACACUCAAUCAACACAUUGCGCACCAUGUGCUGGAUCAUCAGCAUUACCUGGUGUUUCAGUCUUGGACUCACAACAUUCAGUACAAGCUCGAUGACACGACUGUCUUUCUGCAACUCUGUCAAGGUGUUCAGUUAUUUUUGUGACUAUGCACCUGUGUUUCGACUUGCUUGUAAUGAUUACUCGUUGCAGUGGUCUGCAGCCUCAUGGCUCUCGGUUCUGCUCCUGGCAGGACCUUUUACUUUUAUCGUCCUCUCUUAUGUGAGCAUCCUGGUGACUGUGUUCAAGAUGAAAUCUCUGGACCGUCGAGUGAAGGCUUUGGCCACGUGCGUUGAGCAUAUAAUUGUAGUUGCUAUAUUUUACAUUCCUCUUCUUGUUAUUUUCACCAUUGGGUUUUAUGCAAGAGCUGUUGAUCCAGAAAAGAGAGUUCUGAGUCUCUCGCUGGCAUCUUGCAUGCCUCCGUGCAUCAAUCCUAUCGUGUAUUCACUGAAAACCAAAGAGAUCAAAAUCAGAGGACUGGCUCUAUUAAGAAAAACCAAGGUUAAUGCAAAAUUUUAAUUGAAAUCUAAAAUAGUUCUUGUGGAAUUUAAACUGAGUAUUAACCUAGAAAUUGUGGUUAAGAACUGAACUUGUGGUAAAUGUAAUCGCUGACAAAAGAAACAAUAAUUUUUGUUCUUUUUGGCCAUCUUAGAGGUUUAAAUCUCAAAGCGUUAUUGCAUCAAUGUGUCUCAUGAAUAGAAACGUGAGUCAUAAAUUAUUUGACUUUCAGUAAAAUCUAGUUUUAAUUAAAGGCACUGACUGCAAUCUUUUUAAUUAUCUUUUAUGAAUACCACCUGCUUGUUUUUUAUUUAGCAAAACUGGUUUAACCACAAUGAGAA